Molecule: messenger RNA, 674 nt
Organism: Symbiodinium sp. CCMP2456
Lineage: Eukaryota; Dinophyceae; Suessiales; Symbiodiniaceae
Source: the annotation of a GenBank genome assembly
GUUGGCAGAAUGCACCAGCACUUUGUCAGGCCUGCGCCGAAAGCUGGGAAUGCGCCAAUCCGGAUCUGUCCAUCCGCAAGAUCUCGGCUGCUGACCUCCCUGACUUGCUGCCGGAGCUUUCCAUGUGGCCCCGGUUGUGGGAGCUGCCCCCGGCCCAGCGUUCGGACCUCGUGCGUUUGGCACUUCUGGAGAAGUUUGGUGGCGUUUGGGCUGACGCCACGCUCUUCUGCACGGCUCCGGUCAUGCCGUGGCUUCAGGCACUGAAGACUCGCUCCGAUAAUGCUGCGAAGGACUUCUUUUUCGUAUUCGACCGGUCCGACUCCAACACCUGGGCCCAUGAUCCCUUCUUGAAGUACAAGCUCAUGAUCAGCAACUGGUUCUUUGCCAGCACUGCCAAGCAUCCACUUGUUGCACAGCUGUUCUCGACCAUGCGCGAGGAGGUGACACGGACGAGUGUCCCAUAUUUCUGCAUGCACAACAUCUUCCGGGCCCUGUUGGAAGACGAGGCAAACCGCAGGCUGUACGAUCAGGUUCCACGCGUAUCAGCCCGUCAUCCGCAUCUCCUUGAGUUCGAGCUCGGCUUCUCUACCUCUGCAGUCGGUGCUGCAAAGGACCUGCUGCGGCAGUCACUGGAGGUCGCGCCGAUGCAGAAGCUCACGCACAAGAUCUUACAG